Messenger RNA from Epinephelus moara (kelp grouper), 3651 nucleotides. RefSeq names its product solute carrier family 41 member 2b (gene slc41a2b). Lineage: Eukaryota; Metazoa; Chordata; Actinopteri; Perciformes; Serranidae. The transcript is spliced from 11 exons. The record is from RefSeq and is a predicted model, not a curated record. Gene Ontology annotation, molecular function: monoatomic cation transmembrane transporter activity. Gene Ontology annotation, biological process: monoatomic cation transport. Gene Ontology annotation, cellular component: plasma membrane. The coding region runs from base 914 to 2623 and encodes 569 amino acids.
UGACACAUGUUUACCAGUACUGACUGAAUUCUCCAAGGCCAUGGAAAUAACAUGUUGGAAUUCUUAAUUUAGGUGAUGUUUCCCUUUAAAUGUAAAUCUUGUACAGCUCACCUUAUUUGUUAACAUAAGGCAUAGUGUUUUUAUUAACAUCAUCAUCAUCAUACAUAACCAAGAAUAGAGAGUGAAUAGUAUUACCAGUGAUUAUAGAUGUAAUACCGCCUGAGGAAAUAACUGGAGCAUUUUGCACAUGCUCUUUUGUUACAGUUUCUAACUAUUUUACAUUCAAAAUCUUCUUUACAUUCAAGCUUAAAAUGGUGAUAUUUCCAAACUGUUUGGACUAACUAACCAGCAAGCACGACAAGAUUGUAAAACGGAGGCUUUUUUCAACUCCAGGAUUUCGUCUCUAAUUUAACUUUAACUUACAAUUUUUUUGAACACAACAAGUUUUAAAAAUCUAAUGAAUCAUUUAUGGUGGGGGAGAGUCAUGUAUUUUCCAUCAGUCACCCCAGAGAGGCUUGAGGAUGUUUAUAUGUAACUUCAUGGAACGCAAAAAAAAAAAAAAAAGUCACGAAGUCACACCGCAGCCACUUCCAUCCUCUGAUACAGAAAGAAGAGUGCCGAGUCUCUACCCAACGCGGAUUACAGCCACUUUUUUCAAACGGGGUAGUUCAUCUUUCUAACAUAGACGAGCUUUGGUGGCACUUCAUCUGUGACGCGGCCUCCGGCUGACUGACUGUCAAGAAAAAAGACUCGCAUCUCCCCUCCUGGAUGAAAUGUCUCCGUUGCAGAAAGGCUGAUGAAUCCCUGAAACCAAUAUCCAACAGGGAUGGUGCACCUGAACCAGUCUGAAUUACUUGACACUGCUCACAGACUGGGAGGCAGGAGAUGAGACACUGCAGCCCUCGACCACAUCAUGAGUAUCCAGAGUCUGGGAGGAGCUAUAGGGGAUUCCCUGGGCUCUAGCCUGACGGUGCGUGUGAGUGGAGCAGGUGGUGGGUGGAGUGCUCUCUCCCUGAAGCCUGUUUCCUCCGGGCGGAUUGCCUCACUGUUCCAAACCAUGGUUCCAACUGGUUAUACCAAGCUGCAGGAGGAGCGGUUAGCCAUGGUGGACCUCGGAGCUAAACCUGAGGCCAGCUCACUCCAGAAUGGCUACAGACAGGAGUCGUCACACAUAGAAGGCCGACGGCUCCUGGACCGGGCGUCUCGGUCCUCUGUGACUUUAUCUGACUGUGGAGAUGGAGGCUACUCUGAAACAGAGCCCAUGCUGGCUGAGAGGAGGCUGUCUGGGGAGGAGGCAGAUGAGGAGGAAGAGGAGGAUGAGGAGGAAGGGCUGGGAUCAGCUGUGCAGAAUAUGCCCAAAGAGUCGCCGCUGGCCAUGGCAUUGCAGAUUUUGCUCCCCUUCCUGUUAGCUGGAUUUGGAACUGUAUCAGCUGGAAUGGUGCUGGAUAUUGUUCAGCACUGGGAGGCGUUCCAGUACAUCACAGAGAUCUUCAUCCUGGUACCUGCUCUCCUUGGCCUCAAGGGAAACCUGGAGAUGACUCUGGCCUCAAGGCUGUCCACAGCGGUGAAUGUGGGCAAGAUGGAUUCUCCCAUAGAGAAGUGGAAUCUAAUCAUAGGCAACCUGGCUCUGAAGCAGGUUCAGGCCACUGUGGUGGGUUUCCUGGCUGCUGUAGCAGCCGUGGUUCUCGGUUGGAUCCCAGAGGGGAAGUUCCAGAUGAGUCACGCUGUGCUGCUGUGCUCCAGCAGCGUGGCCACAGCCUUCAUAGCCUCCCUGCUGCAGGGUAUCAUCAUGGUUGGUGUAAUUGUGGGUUCAAAAAAGACCGGCAUCAACCCAGACAAUGUAGCCACACCCAUUGCCGCCAGUUUUGGUGACCUCAUUACCCUGGCGAUCCUGGCCUGGAUAAGCCAGGGCCUCUACAAGUGCCUGGAUACCUACCCGUAUGUGUCAUCACUGGUUUGCACCUUCUUCAUGUGUCUAACUCCCCUGUGGAUCAUCAUCUCCUCCAAGCACCCGGCCAGCCGCACUCUGCUCUACUCUGGAUGGGAGCCAGUCAUCACUGCCAUGGUCAUCAGCAGCAUCGGAGGGCUGAUCCUUGACAAAACAGUGUCUGACCCAAAUCUUGCCGGCAUCGUAGUGUACACCCCGGUUAUCAACGGAAUCGGGGGUAACCUGGUGGCUAUUCAGGCCAGCAGGAUCUCCACUCACCUGCAUUUCCACUGUGCUCCUGGAGAGGUUCCUGAUGAUGCAAAGGGCUGCUACUACCCUUGCCGCACCUUCUGUGGUACAGGAGCCAACCAUCGCUCUGCUCAGGUGCUUCUCCUUUUGGUGAUCCCUGGUCACCUGAUAUUCCUCUACACCAUUCACCUGAUGAAGAGCGGACACACCACCCUGACCCCCAUCUUUAUGUCCGUCUAUCUGGCUGCUGCUAUGCUGCAGGUGUUGCUGUUGUUGUGUAUAGCAGACUGGAUGGUGCACUCCAUGUGGCGGAGCGGCAAAGAUCCAGACAGUUUCUCUAUCCCUUACCUGACAGCUCUGGGCGACCUGUUGGGCACCGCCCUGCUGGCGCUCAGCUUCCACUUCCUGUGGGUCAUAGGAGACCAGGACAGUGAUGUGGGCGACUGAUUGGGCCUUGGACAAUAAGGCAUCGUGGUGGCGGGAACCCUGCCUCUGCCAUCUGACCUCUCACAUCCUUAAGGCUUGUGGGAACGUGGGUGCUCUCUGUCGCUGACCAGCCCAUUCCUCUGCCUCACUUCACUUAAACCACACAAUGGUUUAGAAACUAUUUCCUGCUCCUGGCUUUUUUGUUUUUUGUCUACAUGCUAAAGAUAUUAUAUUCCAUAAAUCAAGACUGUUCUCAGUACAGAUUUUGAUCUGCAUAGUUUGCACCAAAGCACUUACAUAUUAUAUUGCUGGUCUUGUUAAGAGAAACAGGAAAACACCAGCCACCACCCACAGCACUGAGGAAACCUUGCUGCUGUUGGCAAGGUGGUUUACCCUGCCAGCCAAGCAUCAGUCGAAGGUCUUCUACUUUAAAAAAAAUCUCUUUUACUGGUUCAUAUUUUGGGGAUUUACCACCCGCGUGUCACAAACUUUGUUACCUGCCUUGUGUAUUACUGCUUUGCAACAUCAAGCCAAAGGAGAGAUACAGAGACAGCUGGGGUGGAGGCAAGACAAGGAAGUUUAUCAGAGAUCAGCUCAUGAACAAACACUUUGAACCGCUAUGUUAGCAGGUGUACCAGCACCAGGGUUAGAAGGGAACAACAUGAAGUUGUAUCAAUGAUAGAAAUGGAUUUCUUCCUGUGUUGACAUGUUUUUAUGUUAUGUGUUUUCCCAGUGUCCAAACUCAGCCAUCCAUACGGUACAGUUAUUAUAUUGCUUUGUCAGUAUUUUGAUUUAUCCCACAUUGUUCUCUGCAAGGUUGAGUUUGGAACAUUGGGCCUCAUUCACCACGAAAUUUCUUCUUAAAACCUACUUACAUAGUAGUAGGUAAGGUUAGGUUUGGUAAGAACAGAAUCUAUGCACACUCAUAGUUGUAUAAUAUUUUAGGAUUUAAAUAACAAUAGUAUCUUUUUAUCAUUUAUAAAAUUUGAUAAUUAUUUGCAUUACUUUACAAAAAGCAUUAUGUUCUUAUAAAUAAACUACACUGACAU